AUGUCGUACGCAGCAGAUUCCAGGGCCUCCCAGGGCGAUGACAAAAACGAGAACCCUGGUAUCGUGACCAGCGACUCUCUCGCCGCUGAGUCGGUCCAGGAAGGCGGCAGCUUCGGCGCCAAUUCUGAUGACAGAGGCGUGAUAAGCCAGGGCUCGAAGGGAUCGACUGCAAGCAACACCAACACUUCAGGCGCAAGGACAAUUGAUCCUGCGACGUCUAGGAGUGAGAGGGAUGCCGAGGACGAGACUUCCGGCCACCAAUCCGGGGCCUCUGAUUUGACAGGUUCACAAGGUCUUGGUAGCUCGGCUGGAGGUGUCAUAUACAGCUCUGUCGGAAGCGGCAACAACACUGGCAGUAGUGGCAACACUGGCUCUGCACAGAACACAUCGGGUUUCAACAACAGCUCCUCAGGCGUAAACGAGAACUCGAGGCCAAAGGGAGCGAACAUUUCCGAAGGUGGAUUUGACUCUGACGCACCCAACGCCAGCUUUACGGACGAUAUCGGAGGCAAGAAUGAUCCCGGUCGAGCUGCGCUGGGCAAAAUGGAAGCUGCGAAUGAGCCGGGUAGCGGUGGUACUGGGCCGAGACAAUUUGGUGCUGUGUCGAACGAUGGACAGUUCGACAGCUUGGGCGAUACUAGCGCUUAG
Messenger RNA from Recurvomyces mirabilis, 648 nucleotides. RefSeq lists its product as uncharacterized. The coding region runs from base 1 to 648 and encodes 215 amino acids. NCBI's taxonomy places the organism in Eukaryota, Fungi, Ascomycota, Dothideomycetes, Mycosphaerellales, Teratosphaeriaceae. The transcript is spliced from 2 exons. The record is from RefSeq and is a predicted model, not a curated record.